This is a messenger RNA of Pseudopipra pipra, 14322 nucleotides long. It is a transcript of the gene PODN, whose product is annotated as podocan. The record is from RefSeq and is a predicted model, not a curated record. Bases 2244 to 4043 code for a protein of 599 amino acids. The transcript has 11 exons. Gene Ontology annotation, molecular function: protein binding. Lineage: Eukaryota; Metazoa; Chordata; Aves; Passeriformes; Pipridae.
GGCAGUGCAGGAGGUUGGGCCCUGCACAGAGCCCUGUGUGCCAGGCCCAUUGCAAAAGCACUGGCUGUGUUGUGGCACACCCUGGCACAGCUGCCUCAGCAGUUGGGUGCCCCAGGACCUGGUUCUCUGCCAUCCGUGAUCUGCAGAAGUAACUGUACCAAAGUUUAAACUGAGUCUUCAGUUUUUAAACCUGCAAAUGUUUCUUCAUGCAGGCUGCAGGCACCACUCACAGCCAGCAGCAGGGAACAUGCAAGAAUGCAAAGACUCAAGUUGACUGGAGAUGUUUCCUGCAGCUGAUUCUGUGCUGGGGGUCUUGCAGUGGGAAUCCUUUGCUCUGGAAGCUCCAGAAAGCUGCAGUGAAUGAACAGAGACAGUGGCUGCUGAGCCCAUGUACCAUGGCAGGGCAUAGCCUUUGGCUCAGGGGUGGGUCAGAAUGCCUUUAGAUAAAUUGGACUCCAGCUGGAUGAUGGAAAUGCAGCACUGGGCCUGGAGAUGGGAGAUUGUGAGUCUGGGAUAUGUUGAUGUAGGAGGGUAAGAUGUGGAAGAAGUGAAAGCUUUGAAAAAAUGCCCAUAUAGGUAAUUUGUAGCACAGUAUUAAGUGUGUGUUACCUUUGGGUGUGAGAUAAUACCUGGUGUCUAGUCCUGGCUCUGUGCUGAUGGAUAAUCCUGGGCUGGCUCUGACACUUGGGUGCCUCUGUUCCCCCACUAAAGGAAGCACAAUGCCCCUCUUCACAAUGUCCUGUACUACCUCUAGAUGCUACCUGACAGCUAAUUACUACACUUACACAACAAAAACCCAGAUAAAAAUGCCCUUCUGGGGAAGGCUGAUGCUGCUCUCUUCCUCUCCCUUGUGGGCUGCUCUGGCAUCAGUAGUGAGCAAGAUGAUCCCCCUCCUCCUCCUUUCUCUCUGCAGACUGGGAUGAGGUGGGGUGGGUCCCCAACAUAAGCAGAGUUUUUCUCCUCUCUGCAAAAACUAUUUACAUUUUGUUGUAUGGACUCAGAGUACUGUAAUACAGAAAGGGUAGCAGGAAAAGGUGUCCUGCAUCUCUGAAUCACUAAGGAAAAGCAGUCAGCUUUGUUUUGUUUUUAUUUUUGUUUUAGUAAAAACACACUUCCCACUCUUAACUUUUGAAACUUCCACGUGGCACAGAGGGGGAUCGGUUCCAGUUGAUAUAAGCCUGGAUGAAGAGAGGGAGGAAAUAACUUAAUUGCUUUAGUUCAGCUGGAGUGGAGAGGAAAGAAUCAGUGUCCCUUUUUUUGGAAUUCAGCAAGAAGAUUGUGUUGUUGGUGAGGACAGAUCCCCUGCAGGUUCUGUGGAGGUACUGUAUGGAUUCUGGGGGCAUUCACAAAACAGGUGGCUAUAUAUUUAAAAUAGGAACUUUGCUGUCAGGGACGAAAAGCUGUGUUGCUUUCUUGGAAGUAUUGCUGCACUUGGAGCAUACUGUGUUAUCAACAGGGUGUUUCUGUGCUUUCACCAAGAGGGGGGAAAAUAAGGAAUGGGACACUUCUGGGCUGAAUGGGGGGGGUUUGAUGGAAGGUUCUGAUGUUAGUGCUGUAAUGUGGGGCUUAGAAGAUAAAAAAGAGAUUGGGUAGAUGGGAUGUUACAACAAAUUUGGGGACUUUGCCUCUUAAACAUCUGUAGUUUCAGCCCGUUGAUCCCUGGUCCCUGAAGAUCAGUUGAUAGGUUGAAAACCAGGGAGUUAAAGGGGAGGGAGAUGAAAUGCAGGAAAAACUGCUGAUCUGUCACUCGUAGCUAAUUUGAACCAGACCCCCAGAGAAUGGGAGGACAUUCCCACCUGGGAUUCAGAUUCUGGGUUGAAUGCAGCUAAAAUCAAAGAUCUAGUCCCAGUGCAGCUCCAGUCUCCUGCAAGGAAAUGCAGAAGCACAACCGUCUCUGUUCUCCUCUGCCAAUUCCAGCACGCUGGCUUUUGGCAUCCUCACGGAGCCUGCAAACUGUGUUGACAAAAAGUAAUGGGAGAUUGUUUAUUUCCCAAGUCUUUAUAUUCAGUCAAUAGCUGCUUCCUCUUUCCUAUUCACAUUUUCCCAUAUGGUGACUUUGGAAAAUUCCUCUCCGAUUUCGUUGGGAAGUGCAGGAGGCUCUCGUUGGUAGAGGGUUGCCUGUUGCUCUCUAAUUCUGCUGCUCACAUCUGGAAAGGAUCUGGCUUGGAAAGGGGAGACUCGCUGUGAGCUCAGUGCAUGUCACUGACAUGGCAUGAGUGAGGGAGCCUGUGGGGGCAACAGAAAUGUUCUUCUCCAUUCAGCUGAGUUCUGACAGCAAAGGGGCGAUGCCGGCCGGCGGCCGGGCGCUGCUGGCGCUGCUGGGGCUCCCGGCGCUGCUGGCGCUGGGCUGCGCCGCCCACACCGACACCGAGCCCGAGCCCGAGGGCGGCCCGGCCCCGCGGCCCGGCCCCGCCUGCCCCCGCGACUGCGGCUGCACCCAGGAGGGCGUCGUGGACUGCGGCGGCAUCGACCUCAAGGAGUUCCCGCUGCUGCUGCCCGAGCUCACCAACCACCUGUCCCUGCAGAAUAACCAAAUAGAAGAAAUCUUUCCAGAAGAACUUGCUCGUCUUUACAGACUGGAAACUCUCAAUCUGCAAAACAACAGGCUGACUUCAAAAGGGUUGCCAGAAGAAGCAUUUGAACAUCUGGAGAACCUGAAUUACCUGUACCUGGCAAACAAUAAGCUAACAGUGGCUCCGAAAUUCCUACCAAAUGCCUUGAUCAGUGCAGAUUUUGCAGCCAAUUAUCUCACUAAGAUAUAUGGGCUCACAUUUGGACAGAAACCAAAACUGAGAUCUGUGUAUCUUCAUAACAACAAACUUUCAGAUGCUGGGUUACCUGAUAACAUGUUCAAUGGCUCUGCUAAUGUGGAGAUACUCAUCAUGUCCAGCAAUUUCUUGAAGUAUGUUCCAAAGAAUCUCCCUCCAGCACUGUAUAAAUUACACUUACAGAGCAACAAGCUGGAGAAGAUUCCCAAAGGAGCCUUCAGUGAACUCACAGGUCUGCGGGAGCUGUACUUACAGAACAACUACUUGUCUAAUGAAGGAAUGGACAAUGAAACUUUCUGGAAAUUGUCCAGUCUUGAAUACCUGGAUUUGUCCAGCAAUAACCUCUCACAAAUCCCAAGUGGUUUACCUCGAAACAUCGUCCUCCUCCACCUGGAGAAGAAUGCAAUUAAGGUGAUUGACAGAGAUGUGUUAACCCAAAUUAAGAACCUGGAGUACCUUCUGCUCCACAAUAACAAAUUAAAAGCCCGAGGGAUUCACCCAUUAGCCUUCCAGGGCUUAAAAAAGCUGCACACUGUCCACCUGUACAACAACAUGCUGGAAAGGAUUCCCAGUGGGCUGCCCCGGCGUGUGAAAACACUUAUGAUCCUUCAUAACCAGAUCUCUGAGAUCAACAGGAAUGACUUUGCUACCACUUACUUCCUUGAGGAGCUGAACCUCAGCUACAACAAGCUCAAAAGUCCCCAGAUCCAUCGGGAGGCCUUCCGUAAGCUGAGGCAACUAAAGUCCUUGGAUCUUUCUGGAAACAAUCUCCACACAGUCCCCUUUGGCUUUCCAAAGAACUUGCAGGUCCUGAAGCUGAAGGAAAACGAGAUAAGCAUCAUCCCAAAAGGGACUUUGUCUGGCAUGACAAAACUGCGGGAACUGUAUUUGAGCAACAAUAAACUGAAAGUAAAUUCAAUUUAUUCAAGAGCUUGGAGAGAACUCAGCAGUCUCCAGUCACUAGACAUGGCUGGCAACCAGCUGACAUCCAUCCCACUGGGCCUGCCGGAAUCUCUGGAAUAUCUGUAUCUCCAGAACAACAAGAUCACCACGGUUUCAGAGCAUGCUUUUGAAUCCACACCCAAAAUAAAGGGGAUUUACCUCAGGUUUAAUAAGAUUGCAGUUGGAGCACUGAAAGAAAGUACCUUCCAAAACCUAAAGCACUUACAGGUACUGGAUAUUGAAGGGAACCUUGAAUUCAGCAACAGUUCAAAGAAUAAGGAUGAUUCAGAAGAGGAAAUGGAAGAUGAGGAAGAGGAAGAAGAACUGAGAUAAAAUGUGAACUCACACAAUCACACCAUGUGAGAGGAAAACAUAUGGAAACUUACAUAUAUGUCUAUGUGUAUAUAUCUAUAUAGAUAUACAGAGAACACUUAGCAGAACGUGCAAUGAAUUAUGCAGAAACUGUCGUGGCACUGAGCCAGGCUCAUGGAAGACAGUGUGUUACAGUGCCUUAUUCAGGGAAAGACCCUGAAUGCCUUUCCAAAGCUUCCAAAUCAUCUUAUACAAGACCCAGGAUCAUAAGGGAUUGCUUGGGAACUCACAAAAGCUGGCUUUUGUUUCUUCUGUUUCUCUCCCUUCACUGUUUCCAUCUGUAAUAUGGGGCUGUUUUCAACACAUGCCUUCAAAUGCCAUUUUUGUCGCUGCAUUUUAAGUGAACCAUGUAUAAGCUUCUUUUCCUCCACCCCAAAGAAGCUGUUGCUGAUCAGGCAAGAUGAAUAUUUUCAGUAGUUUCAUGUGUGGAGCAGUGUAUGAGGCAUUUUGGUCAUCAAGCAACACUAAUAAUUCUGGAUGCAACUACUCCUCUAUUAUAAAAAUGUGUAUAUUUGGAUGAGAAAAACAAAAUAAGGCUGGAUCCCAAAAUAUUUUAUCUCUACUGCCAAAGCCUGCAGUAUAUUCCUGUUUUAGAAAGGUUUUAAGAUAAAACUAUUGCUCUUGUGAAUAUAUAUAUAUAUAAAAUCUGUAUGUCUGCCUUCCAGAGCUUUGCUAAAGUCUCUGUUUGCUCUUGUAUGCCCGUGUGGCAGUUGUGUGAAUGUCUCUAAAGGUAUGGAGUGACAGUGUGAAGUGUAAUACAUGUGGUUGAAUUUUUUACACAGUGUAUCUUAUUCUCAUUGAGAGUCAGGAGUGAGACUAGUGAUGUAAAAGAGAUAAGUGAGCAUGGGCUGUCUUAGGAGAAAACUGUUAAGUGUCAAGAGAAAUUUGUUUAGUUCAAGUCUUGAGACAGUGCCUGGUGUUGUACUCAAAGCCUCACCUAUUUUAUGAUGUCAAGUACUUUCAGCUCCUGUUGGAGUCAUGGAAAAUAAGGAAACCAAGGAAAAGAAGACCCAUGGAGGUACUAGUUUCUUAGUUGAUUAUAAUGUCCUUCAUCUGAGGCAGUUAAUCUGCAUGAGGAAAUGGUCUUUUCUUUUGAGGAUUUCUGAUUGAACACAUGUUGUUUUGUACACUGCAUUCCAGGAUUUACUUGGAAACACAGUUGGCUUAAUUUUUUACCAGCUGUUUUCCUGCUGGAGAUCUAGUUCCACACUCUCCCUUUGGUUCCCAUAGCACAUGACAGUAAUUUCAAGCUGUUUCCUACCUUAGACAAUUCAACACAAUCAUCAAUCAUAGAAGGAAAGAUUUCUUCCUGAAAAAAAUAAGAGCUUGGCCCUAAAAACUGCAAACCCCCAUAUUUUUGAACAGCAGCUAUACAGCUGAGCAAUAAAAUGGCCUUCUUGACUGCUGGGAUAGAUUUCUACAUAAAAUGUUUACAGAAGUAGCUCAAGUCAACUAGCUAUCUCCAGCAAACACCAGUGGAAGUUUUGUUAGUCUUUGGUGAAACAGAGCAAUUGAUUAAACUCCUGAACAAGCUGAGAAUAUGCAGAUUUAUACAGUUUUAUGGAGAACUGUUGUAUUAUCUUUAAACUUCUGUCCCUUACACUGUGCUCCUGUGAAGAGUCAGGUGCCUCAGACUUCCUUUGAAUCCCUUGAGAGUCUGAUGCACUGAAUGCAGGGUGAAGGUGCAUUUUAGCACCUGUAGCUCAGGCCCAAAAUGUCAGAAUGAUACAUACACUGUUAAGCUUCUUUAGCAAGCAGCAGCCUUUGCCAAAGGAGACCCACCUACAGCUGAAGGAAUGUAUCAUGUAGACCAGGCAGAGGUAGGAAACCCUUAUCCAAGUUUAUUUAAAAAAAAAAAAGCAUGCUGUCCUUUAAAUAGGACAAUGUUUUCCAGCAGAAAAAAAAAAAAAAAGACACCCUUCUUUCCCAGUAAAAGCCUAAAACCCCACGAGAGGAAUGUAUUUUGAUUGCUGUGUAAGAGAUUGAUGAGGGAGAACCACAGGCCUGAUUCCUCACUUACCUGAUAUCAUUAGCACCUAUGAUGUUGGACAUAAUACUGUCAAACCAAAAUGGUAGUUUAUUUCUUUUAAAGGAGUAAGAAGCUUGAUGAGAGAUGUUGAGAAAUAGUCAGAACUCCAUGGGACUAAGCCCACAUAAUUUUUUGACUGUGGGUGGUAGCCUUAAUCCAAAGGUCCAGCCUUGGGUGGAGCAGGACCCAUGAACAGGCUCUAAUUUUAUUAUUUUCUUUAGUGAAAAUGAGAGUUGGGAAACUGGAAUUUUCUUAGGCCACAAAGAGGUAACACGAAUGUUGUUCUCAUGUAACUUUCUUCCUGUGAAUUGCUUGGAUUUGGGAAAAUAGAAAGAUUUUAAAGCUGAGAUAGAUGUAUAAAUAGUGAAAACUCGAAGUCUAAAACAUUCAGUUGGCAACUUUAUCCCUAAGUAUGCAUUUGCACAGGCCGCAUGGUCUGUAUGGAGGAGUUUAUUUGCUUUUUUGCUUUUAAAAACCAUGUUUCCUCAUUACAGAGGAUACUGCACAAAACGGGGAAAUGGGAUUUUUUCAAGCUACAAUUUUUCACAGCAACAGGAGUACAAAUGCAGCAUGUGAGCUAGAAAGAACUAAUCGGGUGCCAAAAAUAGCCCCUGGAUAAUGAGCUUUUAUUUCAGACGGUGGGCAUGUAGCCCAUCUGUGUCUCCAUGUGGAUGGGCCAUUCUACAGCCAUCCUGCCCCUCAUCCCUGUUCCUUUGGGAUCCUCACCCCAUGGCCAGCCAUCCUCCCUCCCAUCCCUUUCUUUGGGAUCCUCACCCCAUGGCCAGCCAUCCCCCCCCUCAUCCCCUUCCUUGGGGAUCCUUGCCCCAUGGCCAUUCCCUCACGAGGAAUGGGGCACCCAGCACCUGCUCCCUGCCCACUCCUGCCCUCUCCUCACUCCUGCCCCACACGGCUCCCCUCGGGGAACCCCAUGGCUUGUUAUUUGGGUGUUUCUGGGAAGAAAGGCCCAGGAGAGCUGUUUCUUCCCCAGAGGUAUUAUCUCCCUAUACAGCGUUAUGCCCUUUGCCUCCCCUGGGUGCUGUGAGGGGCUGGGGGUCAGACUGGAUCCCAGGAGCCCAUUUUCCUCUGCUUUCCACGUUCACACUACUGGAGGGCUCCUCCUGCUGUCCCAAAGGGGCAAAAAAAGUCCCCUAGAGGAGCGGGCGCCAUCCCGCCGGCUGUGAGGGAGGAGCGGCCCUGGCCACGGCCGUUCCUCUCUGGGGAGGGAGGUGGCACAAGGCCGCGGCUCUCCCGAUGCCAAGAGGGCGUCCCUGUGAGCCCCUCUGGAAGGAACACCAUGAUCCCGCUUGUCUCCAGCCUCGGCUGGCAGGAGGGGUGAGUUGUGGGCACACCAGCGGCCAUGUGGGCAGGGCGGGAGGCAGGUGAGGGGCGGGGGCUGAAGUGACUCUGUGGUGUGGUGAGGGGGGUCCUGCUCUGCCUCGAGGGCCUCACACACCGCGUUGUGGUGGUUGGGGUCUAAGUGUUAUAUUUAAUGAAAAAGAAGUGCUUUAUGCAGUAUGUAUAUAUUUUUCUGAGGAGAAAAUUAGUUUAAAAGUUGUUUUUUUUUUUAAUUAGGAAAGAUGGGGCAAGACUGCAAGAGCGUAUAAUGACAGGACAAGGUGGGGUGGGUUCAUAUUGAAAGAGAGUAGGUUUAGAUUAGGUAUUAGGAAGUAAUUCUUUACUGUGAGGCACUGGCCCAGGUUGCCCAGAGAAGUUGUGGAUGCCCCAUCCCUGGAAGUGUUCAAGGGAACAAUGGGGCUUGGAACAACUUGGUCUAGUGGAAGGUGUCCCUGCCCAUGGCAGGUAGGUUGGAACUGGAUGAUCUUCAAGUUCCCCUUCCAACCCAAACCAUUCCAUGAAUCUGUGGUUCUGUGAAAAUAAAAAAAUAAAAUUAAAGAAACCUCCAAAGGAAAACUUUGGAUGAAAUAUGAAUGGGGAUGUGGCGGGGCAGAGCAAGGCUACAAAGGCCUCCCUUGUGGGAGUGGCAGCAGCUCCUGAGGAACCAACUGCAGCCCGGGCAGCAGGACAGAGUCCCUGGCAGUGGGACAGUGUCCCUGAAGUGGGACAGUGUCUCUGGCAGCAGGACAGAGUCCCUGCCAGUGGGACAGUGUCCCUGCAGUGGGACAGUGUCCCUGUGGGUCUGCUCCCUGGGGCUGGCAGCUGCAUCCCUCGCUAGGGGCUCUUGGCCAUCAGAGCUCUUGGCUCAUAAAUCCUGCAGGAUUGUACAUUAAAAGGGCAGGUGGGGAAAGGAUCCUCCAAUUCCUGCAGGUGCUGAGGAGCUGGGCUGGCAGGGUUGCUCCUGAGACCUCUGUGCUACAAACCCCCUGUUCUGCUGCUGUGCAAGAUGGAUAGAGGGGACUUGUCCUGAGCAGGCUGAGGACCUGAGUAGCAGGUGUUAGGUACAUCCAGGAGGAAGGCUAUGGACCUGCAUUAACGAAGUGGAUGAGAAUGGGAAGUAUCCUCCUUCCAGAGACCCCACUGCCAUUUUUUCUGCUUCCCAGUGAUCCACACAGAGCUGGGAGGCAGGAGGGGGCCGAUCAAAACUUUUUGAUCGUUCUCGCUUGACUGUGUUUCCUAAUGAUCAGUAAGAGUGUAGCUUGUUAGGCUGCUUGUCACCGUGUUGACUGAGCACACUAACUUUUUUACAGAUUUUGCUUACAAAAAAACUAAGCAAAUUUAUUCUUAUUUAAUAAUAAAAUACUUUACAAAUAGUCUUUUUUGAUGGGAAGCCAUCUCUUGGAAAGCUUCUAUGAUAUAGUCCAAUAUCCUGUAAUUGAUUUCAUUAUACUCUAAUAUUGGUGAGUUUUGCCUCCCAGGUUUGGGAAUAGAUGUCCCCAAGACUUAAACAUAUAUAGAGUUUUAUAUAAUAUGAAUUUAGCCUUGUUUUUUCAAGAUAUUUCUUUUUCUGAUGGGAUUAAUUUAUGGAGGUCAUUGUAAUUGGUUUAUUAUGUUGCUAAUACAAGAACAGUGAGUAAAUUCCCUGAAGAACUCCAUUUCCUUAAGUGAGGAAAAUAUUGGUGUGCCCUGUAGCUCUGAUUCAUGCUGCUAUUGUGAAGUCAGCCAGCUGUGAGAUAUAUGUGUAGGCAAUGGAUGAUAAAUGUGUUCUAAUAAUCCAGUAUACAAAGUAUUUCCAUAAAAAUUCUUCAGUAGUAUCCAAGGACAUUAAACAGUCCAUCAAUAAAGUCCCUCUUUAAAUGGUUUUGAAUCAGGCAAAGACUGUUUUAAUGCACAGUUGUACAGGCUAUCUCAAGUUUUCCCCAUGAAAGUUCCAGAAUCUGUUUUUAGCAUAUGAUUAUGAUACUGCUGAGAAUGUUGCUUCUGAUAAAAAUUCAUUUCUGAUAAAAAUUGAUUUUCAGUAUUCUCAUUUCUAGUUGCAUACAAGAAAUUAAUGAAACUUAUACUUUUAUUACUUGGGAUAUAAUUGUGUAUUUGUCGACAGUCAUCACAAAAGUUAGCUUUAAAAAAAUCCUAAGAUAUAUCUUUUAUACAGGAUUAAAAUUAACUUUGAUAACUUUGAGCACUCUACAUCUUUCCUCUUCUUUGUGGUCUGUUUAAUUCCAAUGCAGCAGUGGGAGGAAACUCAAAGCCCUUCCUGCUUGAUCCAACCACAGUGGUGGACUGACACCCUCCUGUCCAUCCUGAUUCCUCCUUCCCCAGAUAUUUGGUUAGGAAGGAUUUCAUGUCAGAGAAAUGCUUUCUUCUAUUAAAAAAAAUCAGGAAGACUGGAUGAUUUAUUCUAAAGCAAAGAUAAUAUAUUUUCUGAUUAAACUAGCAGUGUAGACUACCCAAAUCUCUGUGCUUUAAGUUUGUUUUCAAGAAAUCUCAUUAAAUAUUAAAUAAAUAUUUAAAGUAUUUCAAUGGAAAAAAAGAUGGAAGAUUAUGAUUAAAAAUGCUCAGUUUGACUUAGUUCUGUAUACUUUCCACAUGUUUUUAAUAGCCUAGUGGUAAAACCCAAUAAAACCACUAGAAGCAAUGAAAUCAUAAUGAAACAUCUCAAGGUCAGUCUCAUUUUUCUUUUGGUUUUGCCAUUUAGCCCAUACAGUAUUUGUUGCAGAUGUAAUGUGAGAUAUCUGUGAACAUAAAACACUUCUUGUUUUGCUUCCCUUUCUUUUUCCAUCUUAUUAAAAUACCUGGGUUGUUUUUUUUUGGGGGGGGGGAGGUGGGAGCUGGAGAUGUUAAAUCCUUAUUAGGAAAGUUCAAAAGCAACAGUUAAUCACAGUGAGUUUCAUGUGGUGGGUCGAAUCCUGGCUUUCAGCUGUUGCUGUGUGCAGAAACACAGCAGCAGGCAUUUGCUUCCCAAAUGAAAUGCAGAGACCUCUUUGUGCUGAAAGGUGACUGCUUUCAGAGCAACAGAUGCAGAACUCUGUGCCUUACAGAACAAAAACUCUUCUGAUGGAGCCUGAAAAGCACAGCUGUGACCUACCUGAGCACAUCUGUAAUUCCCAGUGGAAUGGGAAGUCUAGAGUUUGGUAAUUACUUCAGGAGCAACAUUUGCUUGUUCUCCCCCUGGACUGAAUGUUCUGUGCCGGUUUGGAAGGAAGGAAGCUGGGAAGGGAUACCUGUGGAUACCUGCAGACUUGCCUUUAGUGGCAGUCCACAGGCAGGAGCUUUGGGAGGAGAGGGAUGCCCUGCUCCCCCCUACAUCUCCAGCUGUUGGUACCUUCUCAUUUUGGAGCCAGCAAGGAAAGGAGGUUUGAUUCUGUUGCAGGAGAAGAGGUUGAACAUUCUCCCCUAGCAAUACUCCCCAUCUUGUCUUUCUGAAGCCUUCUGUGCUCGUUCCCCAAAAUACCACUGUCUCAGUAACAGACUGCUGUGAUUUUAUGGUGACAGCCUGUAAAAUCUCUAAAAUAUCCUGUGAUACAAAUCUGCCAGAAAUCUCAGCUGUGCCAAAUCCAUUCCUGUAUAUCAUCUUCCAGGCAACGGGGAUGCAACUGUUGCUACUUUAUAAAUGAUGGAAUCUGAGGUUUUGUCACUUAAAACAGAAGCCUGGCAAUUCUGUGAAUACUGUGAGUACUGAUCCUGUGCUUCCAGAGAGAUAGAAGUGGCUGAUCCAAGGUGAUCAUAUGAGUCCUCUUUAAUGUGUUACAUAACUGUCUCAGUCUUCAGCUCAUUUAUCCUUGCCAUGCAUCACCCUGUUGAAUCAGAAAAGGACUUUUUCUCUGUUUAUGGAUGGGCAGCAAACCCUGCAUUCCUGUGGUCACUUGACCAUGAGAUCACAUGAGAAGUCUGAGUGAAUAACGGGCUGACCUUAAGCAGUGACCACCCUUCCUGUUCUAUUGAUCUCAUCCAUUUGGGGUUUUGUGGGACAAACCCUCUUAUAAAUUCCAGAAGUAUCAAUCAGUAUGCUCCAAAGCACUUAGUGAGGAAUGUAAUUUUGAGCAUCUAUCACCUCCUUAGUUUUAGGUGAAAUCACAGGCUAAAGUGAGAAUUUCAUUUGCAGCUCAGCCCUUAGUGAAUGGAUGCAUUAAAUUUGUCUUUUCCAAAUGCAGCAAAGUCAGAUAUUUUCCAGCCAUUAUUAUUGCAAGAGGAUAUGCUCUCCCCCUGCAAGAUAAGCAACAGUAGCACCCCUGUAGUAAAACCUUCAUUGCUUUGUCUGCUCACUGAGUACUCAGUCCCCAGCUGGAGGGCUGUACUGGGGCCAGCUCAGUGCCUGGAGGGGAGCAGCAGCAAUUCCUCCGUGCCCCCGUGUCUGUAAUGAAAGAGCUGCCUUGCUGUAAAAACACACCUGGGCCUUCAGCAGAGCCACAGAUAUGGGAGUACUUAGUGUUGGGCAAGAUCAAAGGCAUCUGGAGUUUUCCAAAUUCAAUUCCCAGGUGACACAUUUUGCUUGCACGCAUCAACCACCUUCUGCUGGUAGUUACCUCUUUUUUAUGGAAAGCACAGAAAGGACUGAGAUCAUUUCCAAGACUGUCCAUCUGGCUGGAAGAUGAAGCUUUCCAUCUGCUUUGAAAGUAUUACAAAUCAGUUCUCUGUUGUUACAAAGGGACUAAAAUUAAUGUUUGUUGUGAAUUGAAAAGCAAGAGCUCAUCAGGUGGGGAUGUUACACAGUUACUGUGUUUUCUGAGUGAUUUAGAAUUCCUGGUAGAGCAAGGAGGGCAUCUACAAUUUAAUGUUUUGGCUAAUUAUUUAGAUCAUCUGAUUUGUGUGUUGGGAUGCACAUUCAGGUGGCACAAAUAAGCUUAGCUGCAAUUAAGUCAUUUAAGUGGAAUCAAUUAAGACUAGCUGAGAAAAUGAGUAACUAUUAGUUCCAUAAACUUCCCUGUUUGGGUUGACAGCCCAAAACUCUUGGGAGUUAGUGGGAUAUGUAAAUGCUCUGGUUGUGUCUCUUUCUCCCAGUUCUAAUUCUUGCACAAGUAUUUAUUAGAGCAAUUCAACACUUCAAAACUUCCUUGGCAUUGGCAAAAUCCUCAGAAACCUGUUUAAAUAUGUGUUUAAUGAUGUUUCAUGCCACAGCAAUCUGGAGUGGCUUCUUUCCUCUCAGUAGUAUCAUCAGAGCAAUGCAGCUGCAAAUUAACAAGCAUAAAACAACUGCCUCUGAUAAGUAUGUGUUAAUUUGGGUUGGUUCCCAAAUUAUUUCUUCCAUAGCUGUAUACAAUGCACCACUCUUCUUAAUUAUCUUCUCUCCCUCCUCGAGACUCUUCCCUGGUGUAUAAUUUAAUUGGCUCAGUUCCCUUUCUUUUUAGCAGGAGGAGGCAACUUCAAACUAAGAUUGAAUGUUGCCAGUUAAGAAAUAUGUUCUUCCCACAUAUGCUUGAAAGUAUUCCAUGCAAACUGUUGUAAUUAGUGAUUGAUUGGUUGAUUGAUUGAUUUUUUUAAUACAAAAGUUUUGAGACUAUAAAGGUCACGUUUGUUUUUGUACUCUGAAGAAAGUAGGAGAAACAUAUUUACCAACAGAAAGCUUGCACUCUAACUCGAUAAUCAACAGCUUUGUUAUUUUUGUUGAAAGGAAAUGCCAUUAUAGCUGGAAAAUGUGAACAGAUCCAUGCAUACAAAUAUGCUGUGGAACCUACUGCUCUCCUAAUUGCACUGUGCAUCAAGCUGCUUGACAACACACACCAGGAGGCACAGAAAAUAGCUAAAUGGAGGAAAACUUACCAUAAAAAUUCUCGUAACUUCAGUGUUUGCCUCUCCCCAGCUCACAGUGGUGCCUUGUGUUCAGUGCAGUGACUUGCAGGAGCAGUCAGAUGCUCUGGUCAAGGUCACAAUACACUGACCAACAUACACCAGAACAAAGAACCCAAGUGUCUUAGGCCUCCACUUAGCAGUAUUUCAUACCACAAAUUAUAAAGAUCAGGGGAGAAACUGGACCACUGCCUUCCUCCCAAUGGAGGAGGCACAUAUUGGUGUAACCCCCGAGUUUUAAAGAUCCAAACACUGUAAUGUAAAAACCACAAUGCAUUUCAAAUUUGCAAAGCAGAACUGGACACUCCUUGAAUAGCAUUUGAAUGCAGAAAGCUAUUAAACAGCCUGUUGAUGCCAUACAAAUAUGCUCUCACACAUGAGACUUCCACAUUGCCUGCUUGCCAGAGAGUAAUGGGCAAAAAUGUGGUUUCUUUUGCUGUGUAGGACUUGUGCAGCACAACUGACCGAGUCUUCUGGUCUCUGAUGCUUUAUCUCACCCAGAGUUCUCCUUGUAGAAGUCACAGCUUCUUAAGCUCUGGAGUUGACUUAGACCUCUUGAGACAUGACUGUGCUGAAGAGUGGCAGACCAAGUGAGCUGCCUCAGGCAAGCAGGCAGAAGGAUUGCACUUUGCAGUCAGCCAAAGGCUGUAGGUGGCUGGGGCAGAGUGUGGUGGUAAGGCCAGCAGCACUUUUUGCCUGGCAGACCACGGCCUGUUGGCAUGGUGAGGGGCCAUACUCUCCAAAAACACUUAGCUUGGAACUACUUACUUCAAAUCUUGGAUCUCCUUAGCCUCUUUCUUCAUCAUUUUAUCUAUGCAAAGUGACUGUAAACUGAUGGAUGACUGGCAGGAUUAUACUGUCACUUCAUGUAGCUGUAAUUGACUGUGUGAAGUUGAAACUUUGUGUUUUCCUUGUGGGCACGGUUGGCAGGCAGAGAUUCUGCCCUCUCUAUGUGCCCUUCCCCUGCUUCAUCCCUGGCUGCUUGAUCUUGUCCCUGCAUCACCCCUUCAGUUGUGUUGACACAACUGUCUGUUUGGACUGUGCUAAAAAACAUAUGUGUACUGGUUUGAAUUAAAAAUACUUCUCAUCUGA